CUAACAUACUCAUACUCAGGUAGCCAAGGAGGCGAUGGCCACUUCUCUCGCGCCGUCCACACAAUGAGUCCGGCAGCAACUAUGGCCGUCCUUCUCCGACCAUCCACGCUCCUCCCCUCCUCCCAAUCCACGACGACCUCCCGACUCAGAUUCCCCGUCGCUACCCCGCUUCCUCGCUGCCGCCAUGGCGGCGCCGGCAAGAAGAGCCGCCUCCUGGUCGCAAGAAGAAGGGGGAGGAGAGACCGGGUCGCCUGCCUUCCCACGAAGGAGGAGGAGGAGGAGGAGGUCGGCGUGGCGGGAGACGGUGGGGAGGAGGAUGGGGACGAGGACGGGUACCUGGCGAGGGAGGGCGAGUGGGGGGUGCGGCGGAUGGGGCGGGUCGGCGAGGAGAUGCGGCGGGUGGCGCUCGUCCAGGCCGAGGCCUUCCACAUCCCCGUCGCCCUCUUCAACGACUUCUUCUUCGAUUUUUUCAAAGCGGAGGUGCUGUCGGCGCUCAUCUACAGGGUGAGGAAUUCGCCGCCUGACAGAUACGCGUGUUUAGUGGCAGAAGAAGUGGAUGCAACCAGCCAGAUAUCUGAGGCGCCAUUCGAGAAAAUUGUUGGUGUGGUGGACUGCACAGUUCAGAAUGAAGCUGACAUACUUAAGAACCUCCAAGGCGUCGACGAGUACCUCUAUGUGUCAGGAAUUGCGGUGUUGCCAUCCUUCAGGAGGAGGAAGGUAGGGACUGCGCUGCUGAAAGCCUGCGAGGCGCUGGCGCUCCAGUGGAGGCACAGAUUCAUGGCGCUGAGGGCUUACAAGGACGACGAUGGAGCUCGAGGCCUUUACUCCAAGGCGGGGUACAGGGUGGUGGCAAAGGAUCCUGGAUGGGUCACCUGGGUGGGAAGGAGACGGCGUGUUCUGAUGAUAAAGGAGCUGCCUAUCCAUGAACAUCAUUUAGAACAGCAAUGAUAUGUUUCUUUGCUUUAGCCAUGCAUCGAUCCCUGUAAAUGUAUCACUUUUGCUGUGAGUAUCACUAGUGCAUAUGUAUGCUUGUUUCUUUGUGGUAAUUUGAUUCAAGUUUGGUGUAGCAUAAAUCAAUAGUAUAGGUGAAUGAAUGGCUAUUAGCAAUGACGAUCUUUUUGCCAGUGUCACAAGUCUCACAGAUUCUGUGAAGCCCCAAUUUACAUCUUGUUUC
Molecule: messenger RNA, 1174 nt
Organism: Oryza sativa Japonica Group (Japanese rice)
Lineage: Eukaryota; Viridiplantae; Streptophyta; Magnoliopsida; Poales; Poaceae
Product: GCN5-related N-acetyltransferase 10, chloroplastic
Molecular function (GO): N-acetyltransferase activity
Source: RefSeq, a predicted model, not a curated record